Molecule: messenger RNA, 1916 nt
Organism: Camellia sinensis
Lineage: Eukaryota; Viridiplantae; Streptophyta; Magnoliopsida; Ericales; Theaceae
Product: putative protein phosphatase 2C 60
Biological process (GO): protein dephosphorylation
Molecular function (GO): protein serine/threonine phosphatase activity; cation binding
Source: RefSeq, a predicted model, not a curated record
GAAAGAGUUUCUCUCUCUAUACCUUCAAGUGGGUGUGGAGCCCAAACCUGGUCCUCUGCUUUGCUGGAUUCAAGCUCUCAUUGUUGGUCUUUAAUGGAGCUUGUCUGCUGAGAGAGACCAGAGUUUCAAUGAUAAACAUUUUUCGCUUCUUUCUUAUAUAUAUAUGCUCUCUUCCAUCACCCUCUCGUCAUCUCUGUACUCCAAAGAAGAGAGUGAACACAAACAAUCAAAACCCAUUUCAAUUUCUCUUCCAUUUCAUUGAUCCACAGAUCUAACUCUUUCAAUUUCAGAUCUUCCCAUAGUUCUCAAUUAUAAAAGCUGAAUUGAACAAAAAGGUGCCCUUUUGAUGCAUUUUUCUAUGAUCUUUCUGUUAAAUUGGGUAUGUGGCGAGUUCUAGUUUUGAGUUUUUGAUUUUGUUUUUUGCUCUCGAUGUUAAUGCAAAGUUGCUAGUUUUUAAUCGUGUGCAGUAGGGGAGGGAACAAACAGGUCACAAUUCAGGCUUAUUUGGGUCAGAGUUAUUUUUGAGUCAUUAUUAGAUGUGGAGAAUUUGUAGGGUGAUUUGGGUGAAAUGAGGUAUGUUAUCUGGGUUGAUGGGCUUUUUGAGGGCCUGUUUUCGGCCUAGGUCAGAUCGAUACAUUCACGCGGGUUUGGAUACUGUUGGUCGCCAAGAUGGGCUUCUGUGGUACAAAGAUACAGGACAACAUUUUAGUGGUGAGUUCUCAAUGGCUGUAGUUCAAGCUAACAAUUUACUAGAAGAUCAGAGCCAAAUUGAGUCAGGCUGCCUGAGCACGAAUGACUUGGGGCCAUUUGGAACAUUUGUCGGAGUAUAUGAUGGGCACGGUGGCCCUGAGACUUCGCGUUUUGUCAACGAUCACCUCUUCCAGCAUCUCAAGAGGUUUACUUCUGAGCAACAAUCUAUGUCGGCAGAGGUAAUACGGAAGGCAUUCCAAGCAACAGAAGAGGGAUUUCUCUCUCUUGUUACCAAACAAUGGUCAAUGAUGCCGCAGAUAGCGGCAGUCGGAUCAUGCUGCCUGGUUGGUGUUAUUUGCAAUGGGACCCUUUACACUGCCAACCUUGGUGAUUCGCGUGCUGUUUUAGGGAGACUUGUCAAAGCAACAGGGGAGGUUCUGGCCGUUCAACUCUCAGCGGAACACAAUGCAGCUAUAGAAUCAGUGAGACAGGAGUUGCAUUCUUUGCACCCAGAUGACUCGCAAAUAGUAGUUUUAAAGCAUAACGUAUGGCGUGUGAAGGGCAUUAUACAGGUUUCGAGAUCUAUUGGCGAUGUAUAUUUAAAAAAGGCUGAAUUCAAUAGGGAGCCAUUAUAUGCCAAGUUUCGGUUACGUGAACCUUUUAGAAGGCCUAUAUUGAGCUCCGAUCCAUCAAUUUCCACACACCAGCUGCAGCCACACGAUCAGUUCAUUAUAUUUGCAUCAGACGGUCUAUGGGAGCACCUCAGCAACCAGGAAGCAGUUGAUAUAGUUCAAAAUCAUCUUCGCAGUGGAAGUGCUCGGAGGUUAGUGAAAGCUGCACUGCAAGAGGCAGCAAAGAAGAGAGAAAUGAGGUAUUCGGACUUGAAGAAGAUAGAUCGGGGGGUACGUCGCCAUUUCCAUGAUGACAUCACAGUGAUUGUCGUGUUUCUCGAUUCAAAUCUCGUGAGCAGGGCCAACUCAGUCAGGAGUCCCAACCUGUCUGUGAAAGGGGGCGGAGUUAACUUGCCUUCCAACACGCUUGCCCCUUGUGCCACGCCCACCUAGGCCAGCUCUAUCCGAGGAAGAUGUUUUUAUAUGUACUAUAUGUUCUCUUGUGUGAAUACCAGGUAGCUUCUUCAGGGCAUGAAGACGAUUAUGAUGUCAAUUCUUUAGAGUACAAUGUAAUCUUUAUCUGAGAACGAAAGGACUUGGGUUUAGUUUCUAAAA